AUGGGUGACGAGCAUGACUCCGUGUUUUUCCAGCAUGUUGCGCUGCUCACGCAGGAGUACUCGCGCCUGCGUUCUGAGAACCAGAACCUUCAGCACGCCUUGGCUCAGCUGAGCCAACACGCUAAGGACGUGGAGACAUCAGCAGUUUCACCUGUCCUGCUGGCAGAGGCUUUCCAUGGGACCGAGGACAACCAGGUCACUGAGGUCACCGAGUCAACUCAGGCAGAGCAGAUCAUUACCGAAACUGAGACUACAGUCGGAGACCGCGUGCGUUUUCAACAGGCGGCGAACACGCUGAGUAACAGCAUGGAUUCGCGGGCCGCUUCCAAGAUCGACUGGGAUAUCAUGCCAGAAACGAAUAUGGGCCGGCACGCGAUCUUCAGCCAGGGCCAGCGCCUGAAGGCUGCGAUCGCCGAAGACAUGGUCAACGACAUGCGCUACGACGUGAAGAACAUGUACAAGACAAGCGGAUGCUUUCAGUACAUUGCUCGACACCCGUGGUUUGAAAACUUCACAAUGGUGGUCAUCGUCACCUAUGCCUUGUACAUGUCCUUCGACACGGAUUUGAACCAGGCAGCAAUUAUCACAGCCACUGCUCCAUUUUUCAUCAUCUCUGAGCAGCUUUUUUGCUUUUAUUUCACUCUGGAGCUCUUCAUUCGCUUCAUGGCGUUUGAGAGAAAGUGCAAUAGCUUCAAAGACGCCUGGUUUGUUUUCGACUUCGCACUUGUCUUCAUGAUGGUUGCCGAGACCUGGGUGAUGAACAUCGUCAUCCUGGCCAUGGCAGGAGCAAAUCCAGGGGCGAACUUUCUUGGCGAUGUGUCGAUCAUGCGCAUUGCGCGGCUGCUGCGGCUGACUCGCCUUUUGAGGAUGGCGCGGUUGAUCCGGUUCUUCCCGGAACUGCUGAUCAUGGUCAAAGCAGUCUGGAGUGCAGCACGAUCAGUGGGUUUCACCCUUGUUUUGCUAGGAAUUUGCCUUUACGUUUUUGCGAUAGCGUUCAGAACCACGUUGCCCAGAGAGUCAUCCAAUGUGGGGGAGCUAUACUUCAGAAACGUGCCGGCUGCCAUGCACACCCUCUUUGUGCAGGGCACUCUGCUCGAUUCAAUUUCCGAGUUGUUCAACGACAUGAUUAACGAGGAGGAGUGGGCGGGCCUGAUCAUUUUGUACGUUUUCAUAAUCAUUUCUGCUGUGACCGUCAUGAACAUGCUGAUCGGCGUCUUGUGCGAAGUCAUCACGGCAGUCGCAGACGCCGAGAAGGAAGCUCUACAGGUCAGCUGGACCACGGAGGUCCUGCAGACCUGCUUGCAACUGGGAGCGGAUGAGAAUAACGACGGCUGCAUUGAUUUCAACGAGUUCCAGCACAUGGUCUCCAACCAGAAGGUGCGGAAAGUCCUGCGCGAAGCAGACGUAGAUGUGCAAACCUUGGUCAACUUUGUGGAUGUCCUUUUUGAGAACAGCGGGGAUGAUGGUGGCUACUACGAGAAGGUGCCGUUCUCUGAGUUCAUGGAGCGGCUCCUGAAGCUUCGCGGGAGCAACACCGCCACAGUCAAAGACUUGGUGGACUUGAGAAAAUGGAUGAUGAGAGAGCUCUUGGAUCUCAAGACGCAGGUGGUGCGCACAGCAUCCCGCAUCGAGACAUCGCGUGUCGAGACGCCCAAAAGCAAACCUCGAUCAUCUUCAGCCCCGUACGGCUUACCCUUCGAAUUCGUGAUGCAGGUCUAG
This is a messenger RNA of Symbiodinium pilosum, 1719 nucleotides long. The record is from the annotation of a GenBank genome assembly. Lineage: Eukaryota; Dinophyceae; Suessiales; Symbiodiniaceae.